This is a messenger RNA of Juglans microcarpa x Juglans regia, 2067 nucleotides long. Its product is annotated as ethylene-responsive transcription factor ERF118-like. The transcript has 2 exons. Gene Ontology annotation, biological process: regulation of DNA-templated transcription. Lineage: Eukaryota; Viridiplantae; Streptophyta; Magnoliopsida; Fagales; Juglandaceae. The coding region runs from base 715 to 1710 and encodes 331 amino acids. Gene Ontology annotation, molecular function: DNA binding; DNA-binding transcription factor activity. The record is from RefSeq and is a predicted model, not a curated record.
GGUAUAAUAGUUGUGGGUCUUUCACUCCACUCCAUUCGUCUCUUGUUGGGUCUCCGAGUCGGUCAAUGUCACUGUUUCUGCAAUUUUCCCUGGAAAGAACUUUUAACCGACCUUGUCGCUUUGUAUCUGCAAAGAAAACUUCGGCCCUAGAUUUCUAAUCCUCUGGAUCUUUAUUGGUAUCUGUUGGUGCUAUUUUUAUCUGCAACUCGUUUUGCGAUUUUUCUCUCUUGGUUUUCAAUCUCUCUGUUACGACAACGAAAACAGAGAGAGGGAGAGAGAGGUCUUUUGGGGUAUCGCGGGAGAGAACAAGCGAGGUUGUGUUAGCGGAUUUAUGUCGGCUGGGUUUGAUUUGGUUCUGAUCGGGGCUCUGUUGAAGCUCUGUCUUUUCUCUGUUGCUACUUUUUCUGCGUUGUUUGCUCUCUUCUGCUGCUGCAUGCUUCUCUGCUUUUUCCGGCAGAGGUUGAAUCUGGUGCACUGUUCCGUUUCGAUGCGUUUGAGGCCAAAAAGGACUUGUUCUGGAGUGAAGUGUUUUGGAGCUUUUCACAUAAAACGAUUUUUUUCCCUCUUCUUGUUCCUGAGAGGGGUCUAACUUGAUACCCUUGUGAUUUUGAGAGUUUUGCGCCAGUUUUUGUUUUCUUCGAUUUUGUUUGCGUUUUCUUGAGAAAUUUUUGGGGUAUUUAGAGGGGUUUGCGAGUGGUUUUUCCCUUGUAAAAAAUGACCCAGUCCCGCAGACGAGUUCCGAAUCAAAAGAUCUGCAAGAAGUCGAAUAAAGCCAAAGCCCCUGUAAUGGAGUCCGGCAUGAUGAUGAGGAAAGUCCGUAUAAUCUGUUCAGAUCCUUAUGCCACAGAUUCAUCUUCGAGCGAAGAUGAGUCCGUCAAAUGUAAAAAGCGUGCAAAGAAGGCUAAACAACUCGUCCGGGAAAUUCAUAUUCCCAUGGUUUUACAACCGUCACUGAAGUCUCUCGAGACUGAGAGUUCUUGUCAGGACAGUAACAAUGGCGGCAGAACCACCAAUAGCAUUAAAGCCGGGACGAAAAGGGUUUUGGCUAAAACCCCAUCGAGCAGUAGAAGACCCUCUUCUUCCAAGUACAGAGGCGUUAGGCAAAGGAAGUGGGGAAAAUGGGCCGCUGAGAUUCGAGAUCCGUUUAAAGGAGCCCGGAUUUGGUUGGGUACUUUCAAUACCCCUGAGGAGGCUUCCGAGGCUUACGAAAAAAAAAGGCUCGAGUUUGAAUCCGCCAUGGCUGCCAAUGCCAACUCUGAGAAGAGCAAGAACAAAGCGGCAGCGUCUUCAGCCGCAGUGUCUCAGUCACAGAACAAUCAUAACCUGGGAUCUUCCGGGGACUCCGAGAGUGUGCUGUCUCACACUUCUCCAUCUUCCGUUCCAGAGUUUGAGACCUCGGCGUCCAACACCAAUGUGAAAAAUGUCAGUUCUGUCAAAGUAGGUGUUGCAACUAAUUCUGAGAUUGAUUUGGCUGCGCUGGACUUGCCUGACGAUUUGGGUCUCAUCGGAGAUCUAUUUGGUGAUAUUCCAUUCGGCCAAACAGAGUUUGAUUCUCUCUGUUUAGAUAAUAUUGGGCAGUUUUUUGAUGACUUUGAAGUUUGUGGGACUGAGAAAAAUGGAGGCAGUGAGCUUCCUAACUGGGAUUUUGCUGAUAUUAGCGAUGACAUGGGCUGGAUGAAUGAACCCCUCAAUAAAAUACCCUGCCAAUAAGUUUUGCAGCCUAGGAUUUAUCUAUAGCAGAGUAUUAUUUCUAUUAGCGGUUUUGUUUUAGUCUGAAAAAGGUUGAAGUUGUAUGGUACACAGAUAGAUCUGUUCCUUGAGAGAGUGCUUUUCUUGCUGCUUUAUACCAUAUUUUAAUUUUGUUGUUGAGAGUGAGAGAUGGGAAAGAGAUGAGCCAACAUUGUGCUGAGAAGAGUCCUUUGGGUUUUCCUGUGCUUUAAGAGCAGUCCAGAGGGUUCUCAAAACUGUUCUCGAGAGAGAUUUUCCUGUUGAUUGAGUCCGAAAAUUUUGGCUCAUUUUAAUGUGACGAGAGUAUGAAUUAUAAAUAUGAAACGAAGUUUAAAGUGA